UUCAUUUGGACCGUUUGCUCACCGUACCACAACAAACAUGGCGUCGUCCUCUGACGUCCACGUCCGAAUAUGUGGGCAAGAGAUUAUCAAAUAUGAUUUGGAAAUUAAAGCUCUGAUCCAGGACAUAAGGGAAUGUUCUGGGCCCCAGACUGUGCUGGUGGAGCUGAACGCUGCAGUGAAGGAGAAGUUCAGUCGGUUAAGGCAGAGAAUUCAGGAUAUGGAGCAAAUGGCUAAAGAACAAGACAGAGAGUCUGAUAAAAAUGACAUUCUAACUGAAACAGAGGCCCAUCGCAAACAGAUGUUGAGUAACCAGACAGCAUGGAGGAAAGCCAACUUGGCCUGUAAGCUGACCAUUGAUAACAGGGAAAAAGAUGAACUUCUCUAUGGUGGUGACUCAUCAGUAAGGCAAAGGAAAGCCACCAAGGAGAACCUCGUACAGACAUCCAGUGAAAUCACAGAGAGUUUGAUGAGCAUAAGCCGCAUGAUGGCCCAACAGGUAAAGCAGAGUGAGGAGACCAUUGGCACUCUGGCUACCUCAUCAAGGACAGUACUGGAAACAAAUGAAGAGUUUAAGGCAAUGACGUCAACUAUCCACUUGGGGAGAAAACUCAUCUUGAAAUACAACCGUCGUGAACUGACAGACAAACUGCUGAUCUUCCUAGCGCUCGCUCUGUUUUUUGCCACAGUCCUCUACAUCCUGAAAAAGAGGCUUUUUCCUUUCAUUUAGAGGAAAAUGGAGCUAUUUCCUGCCACAUUCAAUUUCUUCCUAAAUUGGCUGUAUAGCUUUGCAGACAGAGUUGGCAUGGACUUUCACAUGACCUGGGAUUUUAUUUUUCCACUCAAACUGAAUCCAGAACCAGGGAGGAUGGAGUAUUGGUAUGUAUCUGGGACAUGUGCUAGUGACACUGUUAGUAUGGGCUUUCAGAUAACUGCAGAAGCAGCCAAAAGCAGUGUGAGGUCGACCUCAUGCUUGACAUCUUAAGCAUUUCCUGUGCUGCAUUGAUGGUGCCAGCUGUAAGUUGUGCUGUCAUUUGUAUUUAAUAGGCAAUAUGACACUCGUGAGUUAUAUUUAGUACUUCUGUUGGAUGGUGUCAUGAGUUUUUGAUUAUAAAUAGAAAUAUUAUAAAUAACAUUAGACAUUAACAGUAGUAAAUGUUUAACGUUAUUAUAAAUACGAACAUUUAUGAGUAUGGCGUAAGGCCGCACAAUAUGGUGACCAAAUGGAAAUACUGGAGUGCAACAUAAUGCAACUGAACAUAUAAACACAUUUGUGAAUCAAUAGUUUUACAUAGAUAAAGAUUUUCCUGCAUAUUUCCAUUAGAAUAUUUAACUUUUGUUGGAUUACAUGACUAUCUUGAUUGAUCACCUACAGAAACACUCACAAGUGUGAUUGAUCAAGAUACUCGUAGCGCGUAGCGCACAGUCUGAUUUGUAUAUAUUGCAGCCUUUCACAUUUGCAUACUGCACCCUGCACAAGGUCUAUAUUUGCAUAAAGAUUCACAAAUGAUCAUAGUAUUGUGCAGCCCUAGUAUAAGUUGUAGCCUAUUUAGAAGGUUUAAUACAUAUUAGGGCAUUAUUGAAGCAUUGACAAUUUACUGUGUAACCCAGUACGACCUGUUUUUUUCACUUCUGUGACCAUGAUUGGUACCUCAGAAGAACAGUAGUGAGUGUACAUGUCCCAGGAUAGCCAUAUGUGGUUUAAUGUGAAGUUACCUCUAGAUCAGGGUGUCUAUCUUGGUUUAUUUGUAGUCACAGCUCUGUAGACUUUAGUGGUCCUCAUUAAACAGACUUAAUUAGCAAGGCCUUCAUGAGUUCAACGUCUGAAGAGAAAAUGCUGAGCUCUACAGAACUGUGGCUAGGAAGGAACCUAGUCUGAACCCCCUGCUCUGGGUACAUCUCUUAAAGCCCAAAGCUUCUUGUUUGUGUGCCUUUGAACUCCAGUACUUAAGUGCGCUCUCUUGCACCACACAAGCAACUCUGUGUGAACUGUGUAUGUUUGUCUCCUCUUCCAAACAGAAGACAACAUCUUAGGGCCUUGUGAAACCAAGGUACAAGAGUUUGCUUGAAAUUUACUUGACACAUCAGUUGUUGACCUUCAGACUGUUUACAGUGCUCAUUUUGUUCAUUGAGGAAUGAACUUUGAAAUGGAAUAGGUUGCUCUAUACUCGUGAAUAUGGGCUCCAGUGCCAUUGUUAGCUGUGCUGCUAGCAUUUCUAUGUUCUACAGGGUGAUACCACUGGGUGGUGCAGUAGCACUUCUUUUCCAAUUAACCCUUGUAUUUCUUUGACCCAGCAGACAGCAUCUUAAUACAACUGGUCAGCAAAGGCCACAUUUGCUCAGGACAUUACUGCCUGCUCAAGAUGUGAUUGUGACUGUUUUAAGUUCAGAACCUUUGCAAACAGUGUUAACACUUUGAAUAUAUCUAUUAGCAUGUUUUAGCAUGUUUUAAGGGAAAGACUGUUUGUUUUCUUGUGGUUGGUUAUAGUGUUUAUAGGCUUCACUGUGAUAAAGAGCUCUGCAAUGCGCUCGUGUUGGCCUAGUGCUGGCUAACAGUAGGGAUGUUAGCCAGUACACUCCUUUUGAACUGCCUUAUUUUACAUUGUGUUGUAAUUUUGAAUUCCUAGACUGAGUAUCAAAUAAACAAAGAGCUUUUAUAAACAGA
Pygocentrus nattereri (red-bellied piranha) is the source of this 2662-nucleotide messenger RNA. It is a transcript of the gene bnip1b, whose product is annotated as BCL2 interacting protein 1b. The record is from RefSeq and is a predicted model, not a curated record. Gene Ontology annotation, molecular function: SNAP receptor activity. Gene Ontology annotation, cellular component: endoplasmic reticulum; SNARE complex. The transcript is spliced from 6 exons. Bases 38 to 727 code for a protein of 229 amino acids. NCBI's taxonomy places the organism in Eukaryota, Metazoa, Chordata, Actinopteri, Characiformes, Serrasalmidae. Gene Ontology annotation, biological process: retrograde vesicle-mediated transport, Golgi to endoplasmic reticulum.